Sinocyclocheilus grahami is the source of this 1723-nucleotide messenger RNA. RefSeq names its product regulator of nonsense transcripts 3A-like. Gene Ontology annotation, biological process: positive regulation of translation; nuclear-transcribed mRNA catabolic process, nonsense-mediated decay. NCBI's taxonomy places the organism in Eukaryota, Metazoa, Chordata, Actinopteri, Cypriniformes, Cyprinidae. The coding region runs from base 1 to 1236 and encodes 411 amino acids. Gene Ontology annotation, cellular component: cytoplasm; nucleolus. The record is from RefSeq and is a predicted model, not a curated record. Gene Ontology annotation, molecular function: telomeric repeat DNA binding. The transcript is spliced from 10 exons.
AUGAGGUCUGAAAAGGAGCAGAGGACAGGAAGCAGGGAGAGAGGCAGCGUGGAGAUCCAGUUCAGAGAGUGUCAGAGGGAGCAGGACAACGUCGCGGUGAACCCGAGGCACAAGGAGGAGAAAAAGGAGAUCUUCACCAAGGUAAGCCAAGAGUAUCCAGCUGUUGUAGAAUUUGCUCCAUUUCAGAAGGUUUCCAAGAAAAAGUUAAAGAAGAAAGAUGCCAAAGCAGGAACUAUUGAAGAAGACCCAGAAUACAGGCGAUUUCUGGAAAAUUACUCUUGUGAUGAGGAGAAAUCAAUGGCAAAUCCAGAAACACUCCUGGGAGAGAUUGAAGCUAAAACCCGAGAACUCAUAGCCAAAAGGACAACACCUUUGCUGGAAUACAUCAAAAACAAGAAAUUAGAGAAACAGAGAAUAAGAGAGGAAAAAAGAGAGGAGAGGCGAAGGAGGGAACUGGAAAAAAAGCGACAGAGGGAGGAGGAGAAGCGGAAGCGCAGAGAAGAGGAGAGACGAAAGCGAAAGGAGGCUGAAAAGCAAAAGAAGCUCUCUGAAAAGGAGAUAAAGAUCAAGCUUUUGAAGAAAUGUGAUCGAGACGAUGACGUGGACUCAGACAGACUGAAAGAUAAAGGAGACAGCGGAGAAACGGAGAAGAACAGAUGGGAAAAUCCGGCAGGACACACUAAGUCAAAGGAUUCCAAGGAUAAUAGGAGUAAAAUCGAGAGUGACAAGGAGCAGCGGGAAGGUCACGGCCGUCGCCAGAGGGACAAAGAGCAUCGCGGCAGAGAUGAGGAGCGCAAACGACAGAGGCAUCACUACGAAUUUGACAAAUUCAUGCGACGCAAGGAGGAGACCAAAUGGGGUAAAGGCUACUGCCAGGACAGAGCCAAGAAAGACCAACAUCAUGGCUAUUCUUACUGCCCAGAGACCGGAGACAAACUGGGCAAGGAGGAUCGAGAGGACAUGGGCAGCAGGAAAGAACGGAUUCGCAAUAAGUCUGUGUUAGUGCAUCAGGAGAAAAGGACUUCCCAGUCUGAGGGGCCAGACCAGAUAGGAGGGGCUCUGCCAGCAAAGGACCGACCGGCAAUGCAGCUGUACCAACCUGGUGCUAGAAACCGCAAGCGAAUGGGCUCUGGAAACAAGACAUUUGACUUCCCACCAAUCUCUCCUGAACACGGAGGAGAACACUGCUACAAGACGGUCAUUGGUACAGGCUCAGAGAAGUGUGCCGAUGAGUGAAAAAAAGACCAAGACAGGAAGAAGUCUACUUUCAGAAGCAAGGGUCAUGCCAGUAUAGAAAGAACAGUCAAGAUCAACCUUUUUUUUCUGUCUCUUGAAUCUAUGUGUGAGUAUAGUGCAUUGAAAUCCCCACUUAAUAUUUUAUACACAGUCAGCAGUGUCAUAAAUCUAAACUGAUCGGCUUCUGAACGCUUAUCAAGGAUUCACACCACUUCAGUGACAACAAUACCUCAGAUCAGAUUUGUAUGCCUUUUGUAGUGCAAGAAAUGGAUUCCGUUAAACAAAAGAAUAUAGAUUAUAUAUAUAUAUAUAGAGAGAGAGAGAGAUUUUACUGUAAAAAAAAAGCUGUAUGUGUUGUGAAAUCUGUAUUUUAAAUAUAUGUAAUGUGGGAUGGGGAACAGAGACAUAUUUUUUCUUUAGGAAUAUAAAAAUGCUACAUUGUAUUAAUGAAACAUUUAAGCAUGCAACUCUUAAUUUUUACACUUCU